AAAACAAAAUGGCGCUAUCAAAACACAUCAUUAAAGCUCAGGAUAUUAUUUCAUGUGGCGUUUGUGAAUCCGAGACAAAAUUGAAAUGGAAGUGUUUAGAUUGUGACUUACUAAUGUGUAAUAAAUGCCGCGAGAAAAUUCAUCCAAAGUUUAAAAAUGCAGAUGACCACACCAUUUUAGAUAUAAAAGAAGUUGGAUGUAGUUUGGGUAAUAUUCAUCUUAACUUUACAGCCAUCAAAUGUAAAGAACACACAGCCCAAUCAUGCUGCCUUUUCUGCAGUACUUGUGACCAUCUUGUUUGCCCAAUAUGCAUCGCUAAAAUUCACACUGGGCAUAGUUUCUCUGAAAUAAAGGAAGUAUAUGACACGGAGCUAGACAAACUGAAGAAUAGAAAAUUGAAAAUUGAAAUAGCUGAAAAAGGACUUGCUGAUGACGAAAAAAAGCUCAACCAGUUGCGAAUAUCAGAGUCGUGUAAAGGUCGGAGAGUUUUACAAGACAUUCAAGCUCAGAAAGAAGAAUUAGUAGAACAUGCCGAUGAAUUUUCGAAAAAAGUACAUCAACAAAUGAAGUUCAAUGAAGAUUUCAUAUCUGAAGAACAGAAAAAGACAAUGGACUCUAGAGUAAAAAUGCAGAAAGAGUUUCAGAAAAUUGGUGAACUUAUUGAGUCCACAGAUCCUGCAAAGGUUUUUGAAAAUAUUGACAAAGUAAAGAUAUCUUUAGACACUGCCAUACAACCAAUUGACUUAAGCAAUAUUUGUACAUCACAAUUCAUGCCAAGAAAGUUAACGCCGUCAAUUUUUGGUUCUCUAACUGAUGUCUCUUGUGGAGAUAAACCUGAUAUUAUAAAAAUGAAAGUGAAAAAGCAGUUCGUCACUGGGUUAAAGUCUUGCCACUUUCUAUCUAUUUGUUCUGAUGGAUCAUGCUGGUUAGGUGAUGGUUUUAACAAAGUUUUACAAAGAAUGAAUAUUGAUGGAGACAACCCCACUACAGUAUCAACCAUAAAGACGGCAAUCAGAGGGAUAUCACUUACUCCUGAUGGCGAUAUUCUGCUAGCUAAUGCAACACCGAGGCUUAAACUUAUCAGACGAACCAGUGGAAAAGUCAAAGAGUCAAAAUAUAACGUGGACCCAUUAUCGAUUAUAUCAGUCCAUGUUACAAAAGGUAAAGUUAUUGUAGGCGCAAAGAGUACUGGUGAAGUAAUACCUGUCACAGGGAGAAGAGUCGUGAUUGUAAUGGAUAAAGACGGGAUCCAUGAAACUGUGUAUGAGUACGAUAAAAACAAACAGAGAUUACUGACAUUUCCAAACAGUAUAACCAGCACUAGUGACGGAUGUAUCUUUAUUGCAGAUUUUACUCAAGCAGAUAAAUGUAACAGCAGAAUAUUGGCACUUAAAAAAGAUGGAAGUAUAUUGAAUACAUACAACGGGCAUCCAGAUUUAAACAAUAAGAAUCAACCAUUUGAACCGGUUAUUAUAGCAAGUACGCUUUUAAAUAACAUUAUUAUACCAGAUGUAAACUGCCAUGCAUUUCAUAUUCUUGACAACUCUUGUAACCUGAUAUCGUACUAUAAAACAAGAGACAUGGGUAUAGAGUAUCCAUACUGUGUUGCUUUUACUUGUGCAACAACAUUUUAUCUUGGAUGUUCUCAACCAGUGAAUAGUUCCACAAAUGCUAAACUUUAUGAGAUUGAAUAUUCUGGUUUCUGAAACCUAUUAUCGCAAACAUUUUAAGCAUGCAUAAUCAGAUGAAGUUUGAAGCUAGUUGCAAUUAUGCAUACAGACUGUAGACAAUCAUUAAACUUAGAGGAGAAUCUUCUAGCUGUGUCAAUGUUGCUUAAUAUCAACUCUAAACUAUUAGUUAUGUUUUGCAUGAAGUUCAGAACAAUGUAUCAAAUCAAAUGAAAUGCAUAGGAAUUGUGUAUAAGAUACAUGAAAAUAAUGGGAUAAUUUUCAUCUAACCUUAUUAUUAAACUUCCUUGAAAAUCGACUUUCACAAACAGAAUGUUCAACAAAAAUACAAUAACAAUGAAAUAGAUUAAUCACAUUUAUAUGUUUUUCAUUCAGAUAAAUAAAUCUUGAAAAUGCAACCUUCAUCCACAAGUCACAGGUGUUUAUUUACAAACACCACGCAUAAUAAUGAGUAUUGUGAACAGAUAUAUAACACAAGCAUCAAUUUUACAAGACAAUUACACAUGCAUGUAUAUUUGAAGUGUUGCAUCUGCAUGUAUAAGAAAACGUUAAGUUUUGAUUCAGAAGGAUCAUAAUUUAUGUCAGAUUCAUCUAAUAAAUGACGAUAAAUAGAUUCAGUUUUGUAGUAGAAAAUAUCUCCUCAAUCGUUUGUUGAAAACUGCAAAUUCAAGGAAAUUUAACCAUAAUAUAAAUAAAAUGAAAACAACACGUUUUAAAUUUCAGUCGUCCGAAACGCUUUUCUGGCUUUACCAUCAUAACCAGGAACGCUCAAAGCCGAAAGC
This is a messenger RNA of Mytilus californianus (California mussel), 2470 nucleotides long. RefSeq lists its product as uncharacterized. The transcript has a single exon. Gene Ontology annotation, molecular function: zinc ion binding. The coding region runs from base 9 to 1706 and encodes 565 amino acids. NCBI's taxonomy places the organism in Eukaryota, Metazoa, Mollusca, Bivalvia, Mytilida, Mytilidae. The record is from RefSeq and is a predicted model, not a curated record.